This is a messenger RNA of Clarias gariepinus (North African catfish), 6994 nucleotides long. It is a transcript of the gene frmpd1b, whose product is annotated as FERM and PDZ domain containing 1b. The record is from RefSeq and is a predicted model, not a curated record. Lineage: Eukaryota; Metazoa; Chordata; Actinopteri; Siluriformes; Clariidae. The coding region runs from base 283 to 5085 and encodes 1600 amino acids. Gene Ontology annotation, cellular component: cytoskeleton. Gene Ontology annotation, molecular function: protein binding. The transcript has 17 exons.
CAGCAUCCACAUUUCCACGCACACACACUCUAGCAUCCCGUCUCUUCCACUCUUGGAUUCAACCCAGAAUUUGGGGACGCGUCCACCUGCGCGCGCGCGCGCGCCUCGCCCUCGCUCCAUUGACAAGCACGAGGUCUGCAUUCUGAUUGGUCCUGAUGGUUAUAAAAACGCACCUCCACCACCGCACAGUGUAUCCAGAGAAGAAAGAUGUGAUAUUCUACAAAAUUAAGGAAUUUCAGCAUUUGGAAACCUGUAAGACACAAACCACUUACAAUCAUUUAGAUGGAGGAAAGGGAGAGAAGUAGGAGCCGCUCCCCACGUAGGGUACGUCGCGUAGAACAGGUUGUAGGGAGAUGGCUGCGCCGGUCAAGAGACUCCCUCAGCAGGGAGCGUAUUCUGGGGGACAGGAAAUCGGGACGUUCAGACGAUGGCAGUCAACAGCAUUUCCCAGUGAAGGAGACAGUGGAGGUGAUCAGAGACGCUGUGCUCGACUCUCAUGGCUUCACACUCUCCACACAGCUCCCCCUGCUGGUCAGGGAUGUUAUUCCAGGAGGACCAGCAGAUGGACGCCUCUUACCAGGUGAUCAAGUACUGAAAGUUAAUAACAAAGCCAUUGACGACUUGUCUCCUGAACAUAUUGACAACAUGAUUAGGCAGUGCCAGGAUUCUGUAACCGUGACCGUCCUCAGAAACAUGUUGAACCCCAAGUCCUCGUUUUUGUCGGCUGAAAAGAGAGCUCGUCUGAAAAGAAAUCCGGUUAAAGUGCGCUUCGCUGAGGAAGUAUUAGUCAACGGACACACUCAGGGAAACUCUCUUCUCUUCCUCCCCAAUGUGCUUAAGGUGUACCUGGAGAAUGGGCAAACCAAAGCCUUUAAAUUUGAUAAGACCACCACAGUCAAGGACAUUGUGCUGACAUUAAAGGACAAGCUGUCUAUUCGAUCUAUUGAGUAUUUCUCCCUGGUGCUGGAGCAGCAAUACAGCAUCACCAAACUACUAUUACUGCAUGAAGAUGAGCACAUACAGAAGGUGGUCCAGAAGAAGGAUUCGCAUGAUUACAGAUGUCUGUUCCGAGUGUGUUUUAUCCCCCGAGAUCCAGUGGACCUGCUGCAUGAUGACCCAGUCGCCUUUGAGUAUCUCUUUCAUCAGAGCGUUGGGGAUGUGCUUCAGGAGCGAUUCGCAGUAGAGAUGAAAUGUAAUACUGCUUUAAGGCUAGCAGCUCUGCAUAUGCAUGAAAGGUUGGCCAGCUGUGGACAAACUACCCGAGCAUCUAUCAAAAAUAUUAUUAAGGAGUUUGGAAUGGAGAGUUUUAUUUCACCCACAUUACUGAGGAACAUGAGAGAAAAAGAUCUGCGGAAAGCUCUUACAGGUCAUAUGAAGAAAAUCCAGUCACUGCUCGAACCGCGUCAAAAGGUUAUCUCAGUGCCUCAGGCCAGGUUGGCAUAUCUAACUCAGAUGGCAGAACUGAUAUCAUAUAGUGGGAGAAGCUACAAUGCCACCAUGCUGCUGCAGGACAGGGAGUCGUUGGUGAGUUUGUUGGUGGGAGCGCGAUUCGGUGUCAGUCAGAUACUGAAUCACAAGCUGAACAUGAUCUCGACUAUAAUAGACUUCCAUUAUAUCAGCCGCGUAGAAGUUCUUUCUGAGUCUGACCGGGUCAGCAUGCUUAAGAUCUAUCUACAUGAUAUUCAGCCCUUGGCCUUGUUAAUGGAUUCUGUAGCUGCUAAAGACUUGGCAUGUCUGCUGGCAGGCUAUUGCAAAUUAUUAGUAGAUCCCAAUAUGAACGUGUUCCGCUGGGGCUCUCGUCCCAAAAUACGUCGUAUACCCUUAGAAGAAGGCUUUGGAUUCCGCUGCGGCAGUGAUUCAGAAGAGAGCUCAGAUGAGGACUACUCCAUGGACAACCUGCUGGACACACCAGUCUCUGAGGACACGGUCUCCACCCAAACAAACGAUGACCGGGAAGAUGAGAAGGAGGACGAAAGUCAAGAGGCCAAGGCGGACACAAUAAGAGUGAUUGUCACUCGGACAGAAGAAGAGGAGAAUGUAGCAGAAGGUGCUCUAGAAGGAACAAGUACAAGUGGCUCUAUCGAGGAUGAGGAAUAUGCAGCAAGAGUAGAUGCACUUCUGGAAACAGGAUGGUACACAGACCCAAGAGUCAACAGCAGCUUCUCUAGUCUGUCCAGUAACUCGUUUAACACUCUUGAUGAGAUUAGCAAAAUAUCUUCUAUAUGGCCUGCUCGUUUGGAUGCUUUUCAGGAGGAGAUGCCCAAAUCGGACCAGGCAACUGGGGCCUCCAGCCUAGAUGUCCACCAUCCUUAUCUACUAGAGAUCCACGAACACCCAAACCAGGAAGAGAAAUUAAAACCUCCCUCUAAGUUGCUCUACGAUAAGCACAGUGGCCUGCGAUACAGUGACCUCUCUCAAUUGUCUGACUCCCUUCCAAGCCCACCGGAAGCAAGUGAUGAUGCUCUGAGUGAUUUGGAAGAGAUUAAUAGGGAUGAAAACAAAAAUUAUAGACCCGCAGACAUUGACGCUGUGCUGGCUUUGGGUAGUAGUAACAGCAUAAAAUCUUCUGUAGCUGGCUUCAACGUGCAAGCACUUUUAGCAAGAAUCCGCAACCAUCCAGCAUGUAAGAAGGAUUUGAGAAAUUCUAACCUCCAGCAGAAAGAAGAAGCCAGAUCUAAAGGGCCUUUGUCCAGACCAAAAGUUCAACCUCCACCUCCACCAUCAAGGACGGUAUUUAGAAUUUCUGAAAUAGCAAAGGACAUCAGAAACAGUGGGUCAGAAUCAGACGAUGAGUUUUAUGAUGCACAGGAUCGUCUUACUCCACCAAUCAUGGAACAACCAACAGAGAAGAAAAUUAAUGUGAAUGGUAUGGAACAAGCUCUGAAACAGACUGAUGCAAAAAUCAGUGUGGAGCAACCAGCAGCGCCCAAGAUGCAGAGUCAGUUGUACAAGCCACACAACGCCAAUUCUUUAUCUAUGGGUACAAACAACACUCCUGCAAAAAAUAUUCUUCAUACUAGAGAGCUGGAGGGUCACCAGCCCUCAGUGAUUCAGGUUCCUCAAGCAGCCAUGCACGAACCAAUCUCAAAUAAUAACAUCUUGGAGAAAAAGGGCCAGCAAUGUAACGGAGAUAUUACUGGCCGCAAUGCUCAUAUAUCUUCUGAGCUUUUGGAGAUGGAGCCAGACACAAUGGAGUUUAAACCCGUGACUACAGCUGGACCACCAUGUUCUUCCCCCUUAAUCACAGCAGUGCGGCAAACUAAAUAUGAGGUACUAACUACAGUGGAUCCAGGAACAUUUUCAAAUGAUACUCAAAAUAUCACAAAACCGCUAGAAUCUAAAAAAGAUGAAAUAGUUAAAGAAGAACUUCAAUCAGAGCCUCCUCUACAGCCCAAGGAAGAAGUUGUUUUUAUGAAACCCCCUGAACCUGACAAACCCAUAGUUUCUGAAUCAUCAACUGGUCUAUCUCUGAAAACUGAAGAUGAGAAACCAGCAAAUGGGAUUUCUUUGCGUACCUGGUCCCAGCGGAACGGAGGCACACAAGGCCCUCCUCUGAGUAAAGGUGUCUCUCUAAGCCAUGAGAAUCUUAAAUGCCAACUAAGGAAUGAGAAUGCCGCAGUCACAGUGACUAACACUUUCACUCUUACAGCCACUCCACCUCCAUCUGUGGCUAUGAGAGCCUCUGUAAGCAUGGAACCCAAAGAUCAUUUUGGGAUUGGAAGGAGUUUCAGCAACAGAAGUUCUUCUGGGCGCCUGCCUGCUUCAGCACUACGUGGAAAGAUCCAGGACAUGCCCUGGUAUCUCACCAGAUCCCAGGAAAUUUUGGGGACAGUGGCACUCAGCAGGGAUAAAUUAGCAGACACUAACAAUGAUACAGCUGAGUUCAAUGACUCUAAAAAGGAAUCUCCAAAAUCCACUUCAGUACCUGCUUUGAAUUAUUGGAAAGAGAAAGAUGCUGAGGUGGUUGUUGUGAAGCUCAAAGAUGGACCACAAGAAGUGGCCUCACAUGUAAAAGACACAGGUGGGAAAACCUCUGAUGGGAAACUGUCUGGUCAUUCAGACCUGAGGCAGAAUGGGUUACAAGGCUCCACUGAACUUUUUCCACACUUGGGAACAUGCAGGUCUGAACAGCCCAAGUCUCAAAAACUCACUGGUUCAAAGGAUAAUCUGGAAAGGCCAUCUCCUCCAUCUAGUACUGGCACACCCCACCGUGAUGCAUGUGGGUGCCAUACUGUUUAUGCCAAUUGCUUUAGUGGGGAUUCUGAGGAUUUGUGUGGUUUUGAUGAUGACCUAACAGUGUACGAGUUCUCCCGUCAGAAACGAAUCAACAAACCACCCCAGAUCUCAACUGAACCUUCCUCAGCCCCUUCUUCCAACAUCCUGUCUCUGUUAAGAGACUCCCCUUACCCCCUUUCAACCUCUUCUGAGCUUAGUCCUCUCUUUACCCCUCCCCGGUCUAGACCGCUGGGUUACAGCCUGUUGGACAAUCCACUACGGGAUCUUCAAGAAAGACGAUACGUAACAGGCCCAAAGGGUACCGGGCUUAAAGGAGGAUACAUGUCCCUGCAUAAAGAUAUUGAUGAGCUUCUCCUGGUGCUUAAGAAUGGCGAGAGUGCAAUAAAUCCUCCAGGCCAGAAGGGGCAGUGUCAAAAGGCUAAUAAUAUAAAUGGCAAUUCCUUCUCCGAAACAGAACGCUGUUUAGUGCAGGCUGAGGCACGGAGGCUGGCGUCAGGAUGUCAGCGUGCCACGCGAGUCGGUUGGGCACCGGACGAUGCUCUUCUCUCAUUGGGCAAUAGUUUCGGAGCUUUGGUACAUCUAGCAGCAGCUUGCCUUCAAAUGUCCUGUUCAGACUGUGGAAGUUGCCAUGGUGACAUUGAUGGCACUGAGGCUCUACGGAAGCUUCAAGAGAUUGUGUGUCUGUACAAAGAGUUUGUGAUAGCUGUAGAAACAGCCCGUGAGGGGGAGGGCGUCAGGUUGUUAGCUAAACAAUGUACAGUUCUCAUUUCUACAGUCUUCUCUCUAACACAGCUCUUCAGGACACACACGCCAGACACAGACAAUAGACAUUUAACACUAAAUUUCUGAACUUGGACCUUUAGAGUGAAUCAAAACAGAGAACUUAAAAAGAGAAGAGUAAUGCUUUUCUUUGGAUUUACAGACUUUAAAUGUGUGCUGGCACACAUAAAACAAAAGUAAGUGCCGUGUAAACACACACACACACACACACCCACACACACACACAAACACAAAAUCUCAGUCAAACCCAUUUACAGGCAAAUAAGUCUACCAAAAUGUAGAACCUUUGUCCACUCAAACUGUUGGUCUUGCCAAGUCUCCUUAUGAACUUUAAACAGGAUAUGGUUUUAUUGAUACACACAGGAACUAUUUUCUAACAAUAUCUUAUUUCUUUAAGUAUGUAUUCAAGUACUUAUUUAUUUUUACAAACUAAGUGUACGCACCGUGGAUUAUAACCUAUACCUACAUUUCUGUUUUGUUGUAUGUAAAGUCCUACCUCUUGGUCUAAUAACUAGUGAAAACUGAAAGAAAUAGACAGUGUUAUGGUGUCUAGUGUCUGUAUUUUUUUGUACUGCUCUUCACUGAUUUAAGCAUGGUACUUCAUAAGACGGACAAGGCAGACACCGACCCCCUGUUUUCUCCCAACUGACCAUGUGUACAUAGGAUAGAUGCUAGAGAAAGGAUGUAUAAAACAUAGUCAGUUACAUUUCAAUUGUGUGCAGUAAUUUAUCAACUCACUUUCUAAAGUUUGUCUUCUUUCUUUUUGAUUGAAAGCUGGCGGAGAUGGGAAUUAACGGAUGUUGAGAGAAUUUUGAAAGUGUUUUCUAUCAAUACGUCAUGAACCUUUUAUGUUUUUUUUUUUUUCCAUUGGCAAGUUAGCUUACUAUUAAUGGUAGCAAUCAGUUUUAUCCAAAGAUGAUACAGCACAAGGUGCUUUGUCAUUGUGACCAUUCAUUUCUAGCACUAGUCAAACUUCACUCUUUUUUAACUUAUUUUAUUACUAUGCAAGUGUCACUAAUUCAUAGGUGUUAACAAAGUUUUUGUAUCGAACAUCACUCAUAUCUGAUCAAAACUGUUUUGAUAAUGGGGCUUCCCAAAUGAACCUAAGCCUUAUUCUUGAUCUAGACAUACUUUCAUGGAGAUCAAGGUCAAAUUAAAUACUUAUGCAAUUGCAACCUGGGUCAUAAUUCGCCUUCUGAUGAUUGGGGUAAAAAAAGGUAUUACUACUAGUUCUUCAGUAGGCAGUCCAAAUUUGAGUAAGUGUUCUGCAUUUUAUUAAGUAUGUUCAAAGUCAUUGUGUCAUAAAACAUUGUACCUUUAGAGCCAAUUAAAGCUCUGCAUGGUCACUGGUAGCAUUCAUUAUUUCAUCUUUUAUGUAAAACUAAAAUCAGAGGUUUGAAUCUGCAUGAGAGAGCCUGUUCUAUAUCAGUGCAAACUGUCAGUUCUGGAAGAUGAUAAACAGAUAAUUUAACCAAGUCCUUAUAGCUUGUUGCACUUAAUUGAUCAAUUAUGAAUAUAUGGUUUAAAUUAAGUCAUUACAUUAUAGGAGAGCUUCCAGAUAUUGUUUGUAAAAAUAAUACAAAGUUCAACAUUACAAAGUUGUGUUUGAGGCAACCGGUCACGCAUAUAAGAGUAGCAUAAAAUAAAUAAAUAGAAAAAUGCAGAAAGAGUUUUCUUAUGCUGACUCACAAAUGCAUAUGUGGUCUUAUCUGUUAAUAUGCCAGCACAAGUUAUGACACUAAUUGUUACACUGACAAAGAUGUCUAUCAGCCAUAUCAAUCUACCUGAAUGAGGAAAACCUCAAACGCUCCUGUAGCUCUUCUUUUCUGUCAUAAUUGUAGCAAAUAAAAAUAAAAAACUAUACGAAAUUAAUCUUUGUACACGGACAGCUUGCAUUCGGAAUCCACGUAGCUCUGAACAGUGAGAAAUUGUCUGAGUAAUGAAGGGACAAUCCUGAAGUCAUUUUGCAUUCCUUCUA